AUGGCUAAGGCCCGCUGCCUGACGGGACACCAGUUUAGUCGAGUACAACUGCCUACUAAUCGACAGGUCUCCUAUCAUCUAGUCGACAUCAAACUUCCUGAAGUGAGCACUCUGCUACGUGCAGCACUACUCUCGAAGCCUGGUGGUCCUGUAGAGUACAAUCCUAUCGAUGGCUGGUUGUCGUCAGGUUACCAGCAGUAUACACGUAUCAUUAUGGCCAAGGCGCUGCGUGCUUGGGUCUUUAGACUAGGUGACGAGACUGCUCAGUCAUCGGCUCGCUCCAACUCUGGCAGCCGGGGCAGAGGCUUGUGCCAAAGCCGGACUAAUUCUGCGUUGGGAUAUAGACGGAAAACCCAGUAG
Molecule: messenger RNA, 360 nt
Organism: Protopolystoma xenopodis
Lineage: Eukaryota; Metazoa; Platyhelminthes; Monogenea; Polystomatidea; Polystomatidae
Source: the annotation of a GenBank genome assembly